Molecule: messenger RNA, 2763 nt
Organism: Branchiostoma belcheri (Belcher's lancelet)
Lineage: Eukaryota; Metazoa; Chordata; Leptocardii; Amphioxiformes; Branchiostomatidae
Product: putative transmembrane protein INAFM2
Exons: 4
Coding region: 809-1252 (147 amino acids)
Source: RefSeq, a predicted model, not a curated record
AUCCCAAGCACAAUCAUGUUUGUUGGAUAUUAUCUUAAUUGCAAUUUGAAGCCAUUUCCCAGGUUAAUUAAUUCACUAAUUGAGACAUACAAUUAAGCUAUCGACUUGAUUAUAGCCCUGUCAAUAUGAAACUCAUGAUGGAUUCCCCUUCAUGUAUAAGGCGAUGCGUCCAUUAAGAAGAAAAGAGGAACAAAACAAGCGAAAAGCUGGUAUAUAAAACAAGCUGAAAUCACACGUCUGCUUGGAGAUAGGUUUUCUGGCACAGACUCAGUGUGCCAGUGUACCAGACGCCAGGUAAAAGCGAGAGUAUCUGCCCGUAAUGACGUCAUGAAUAUUUACACGGGAUGACAUCCACCGUUACGUCGUAAAUAUUCCACAAAACGGGGAUGGACCAUUAUGCAUCACUGUGUCAGCUGCGUCCUGCAGUUUCCGAUCCUAUGUACUCAAAUGCGCCAUAAUUGUGUCGAUUGCAAAGAAGCACUACUGUAUUUGCACUGUUACAGAAUUUUACAGAUUUCACCCGUAAACUACAUGUACAUUUGAAUUCUCCUAAAACCCCCUCCUAUUCCAGUACUGAGUUGUCCCUCAUCAUCAGGUGUACAUCCCGCAGCACCGGUUGUGCCAGGUAAGACACGGUAGCGCACACGAAAGGCUUCGUUUUUUCAAGAGGUGUUAUCUUUGCUGCAAGGCGUGAAAUCAUUGUGACAUUCUACGUCAGAAAACCUGACAGGCACAGGCGCAGGUUGGUUCCCAUAGGUACCAAAUUACCCUCCUCCUCUUGAAGACGGCUACCGCCAGGCGCUCCACCAUGCAGCGGGACGUGCCACCUGUUUCCACCGCGCCCAGCUCCGCCAAGCAGCAUGCCCCCACCGGCUACCCGCACGACAGCAAGCCGCCGACGUUCACCUCCGACAAGAAGGCAAAAAUGGCCGCCAAGACAAACAAGAAGUGGGUUCGUCUCGCCACGGUUUUCGCCUACGUUUUCUGCGUGUCGCUGGCAGCCAUCGUGCUGGCGAUCUACUACAGCUUCUUCUGGACCGGCACGACACUACAGGCUGCCGCGGGAGGGGGCACCAGUACCCCCGGCAACAUCACAAACACCACCCUGGCGAGUCCGACCGCUGCUCAAACAACUCCAGCUGCAGCCAACACACCAGCCGCCACUCCAGCAGCGUCAACACCGCUGCCAACUCUGCCUGCUAACCUGUCAACUGCCACUCCAGACAAUGUCACAGCCCUGAUAACUGACUGACACCUGUAGGAGCUGAACUCUGCAAGAUGGAUCGGCAACGCCACAUAAUCUGUUCAUCUGACAGCAUCAUUGUCAUGACUUUGUUCUGGAACUUGGGAUGUUGAAGGCUAGAAGGAAACAGACCAUUUGAAAUUCACAGUUUUGGACAUAUACUGAUGUCACCUGCAGGAAUUAUCUUAUACAAGACUAUCCUAUACAUGAUUAUCUCUUUUCUUGUUUUGUCAUCCUCAACAGAGGUGAAGAAUGAUUCUUUUUCAAGUAGCUACUAACGUGAUGUGGCUUUGCUACAGCUCAUGUAUUUAGGCUAUUUUUUUAGCCAAGCACACCUGGACCCCCCCUACUUUUCUCAAUAAGUGUGUGGGGUUGAAAAACCGUGCUAUUUAUGACCAGAUACAUGGGAAAAUUAUAUGUAGCAGCAAGACAACAACAUCUGGUUACAAUUAUUCUAUGACAUCUGUUUUUGUUAUGUGGGAGUGACAAAAUGAUGCUUUUUGCAUUAUUUUUGUUCCUGUCAGACUUGACUACUUUUCAUAGAAAAAGAUUGAUAGACAGAACUCAAAGGUUGUCUUUUAGGAUGCUGAGUUCACCUCACUACAGUCAUACCAGAAUGUGUAACAGAUGGUCAGAAUCAAUAUUAUUUGAUGUGCACUAAUUCGUUAAUUUCAUGCAGACCAGGUAACUCAUACUCCAUGCAAUUUAGAUAAGAUUUUACUGAAGCUGCAAUCAAUCAUGAAGGAUGGGUUAAACUGGGAUGCUAUAAAAAUAUCAUGUGUUAGCAUGUAAGGUAUUGAACAACAUCAUUUUGAGUAUUUGAAUUGUUAUAUUACAGCAUUGCUCAAUUGAAACUUAGAAGUGUAGUAUGAUGCUGCAUUGUUGUCAGAAAUGUUACAGUGUACAUAAGAGAAAUUGUCAUGUUGUUUUUCAAAAAUUUAUAUGUAUUGUAAGUAUGGCAUAUACAUAUAUAUGGAUUUACUGUCAUUGGUUUCAUAUCUUGUGUAUUACACAAGGCUUUCUGAAACUAUAUAGGAGUUUGUGGAAGUGAUCUAUUUUUACGUUAAAAUGUGUAAGAAGAAUAUACCUGUCAUUCUUAAGUUAUACCUGUAAAUGUAAUGUGUAGGGAUCUAAGUCUAUUUUCUUGUGUAUAGAUACAUUUACAGGUUUUAUCCCAUAUUUUUAACAUUAAAAUGAACAUCCGUUAUAUUGUUACAUAACAUCUAACCAUCAGAUGAUGUCUGAUUAUCAUUAUCAUGAAUUGAAAAUUAUUUGGAUUCUUAUUGAUGAGUUAGAAUGUUUGGGUGGUUUCUAGCAUGUAACAUGUUAACUUGGGUCUGUUGAUGAACUCACAAACACUGAUGUUCAUUAAACGUGAAGGAUAUCAUUUCAAACUGUCAGAUUGUAAAAUUGUAGUACAUUGUUGUAUUUAAAUAAUGUAUGUAUUAAUAUCAAUGGAUGAUAUGGAAGCUUUGAAUAUAUUGUACUUGUAUUUUCAUCUGUAAUUACAGUAAUUAUAU